AGCUCUGGGAGGCUUGUUUUCUCAAAUGGUCUUCACGGAUCCGCCCAGGAAGUGGCAGACGACAGGGCAAGAGAGCUGCGAGCGAACACAUCCGACCGAGUUGCGUUGAGCUCCUGACGACUUGUCAUAAACUUGAGGAAAAAUUUCGAGUUUCGUCGUUCCGUGUUCGGUCACCGGUGGGAUGAACGUACUUUCCCCUUAAGAGCGGCCCGACCGUCCCGUCUGCCGUGCACCGUGGCGGUCCGCUUGAUUAAGUUAACACGGGCAUGAAUGGCGGGGUUUUAUCUCGGUUCUCCUACCGUCAGUCUGCUGCGAGAAAGUAAUCUGGGUUUUAGCUAACACGACGAGAGGAAAGUGGGGGGUUUUGUUUUCGCGGUUUAACGCUUCUUUUGUCUUUAUUUUUUUAACCCUUUCUGGAUCCUGUUAUCAUGACGCCUGACCUCUUGAACUUCAAAAAGGGAUGGAUGUCAAACCUGGACGACAGCGGGGAGUGGAAGAAGCAUUGGUUUGUUCUGACUGAUGCAGGCCUGAAGUACUACAGAGACUCAACUGCAGAAGAGAAAGACGACUUGGACGGGGAGAUUGACCUUAAAUCCUGCGUGAAGGUGUCAGAGUUUGACGUGGAGAAGAACUAUGGCUUUCAGAUACAGACACGUGAGGCCGUGUUCACGCUUUCUGCCAUGACGGCUGGGAUCAGGCGGAACUGGAUCGAGGUUUUAAAGAAGUGCAUACGGCCCAGCAGCUCUCCAGACCUCACGCAAUUACCUGACAGCAGCAGCGACAAGGAAAACUCCCAUUCUCGCUUUCUGCUGUCUUCCCGUCGCCCAUCAUCACGGCAUGGCGACGCCCCGUCAGAAGUUCCAGCCUCCGCCCCUCCGACUUUGCGUAGGUUUGACUAUGUCGAGUUGUCCCCUGUUCCCGCCUCCUCCAGCCCUCUCCCGGCCAGUCAGAGAGAAGCAGGGGAGGGGCAGGGGAGAGAGCAUAGCCAAUGGCAGGAGGAGAGGAAUACGAGCAGCCAGUGGGAGGCUUUGCUGUCCAGGAAGGGCGUCGGCAUGGGAUCAAACCAAAGACUACGCGUGGAAGACGAAAUCGAGAAGAAGUGGGCCGAGUUUGAAAGAAUGCCGUUAAAGGAGAUGAGCUCCUCGCCACCAAUGGGAUUACGGUCUUCCAGCCAAUCAGCCAAUGAGGCGCUGCAGAGGGAGGUGGCGUCACUGAGGCAGCAGCUGGAGCAACUACAACGAGGGGGAGGCGGGGGAGGGAGAGGCGGGGGAGGCGUGCAGGGCGGCUGCGGCCCCGAGGCGCCCUGCAGCCGCAGCCUGGCGGCCAUGGAGCGCGCUCACCGGCAGGCGCUGCAGGAGCUACAGAAGCGGCAUGACCGCCAACUGAAGGAGCUGGAGACCGAGAAGGACAGGCUGUUGCUGGAGGAGACGCAGGACACCGCACGAGUGAUGGAGGCUUUGAAGAAGAAACACAGAGAGGAACUGGAGAGAGAGGUAGAGAAGGUGAAGAGGCUGAGCAGCGGAGGUCUGGACUCACAGUCUUUGCGAGCCCAACAACAGGCAGAAGUUCAGGCCUUGCAGAGAGAACUGUCUGGACUGUCUGAGCGCUACUCCCAGAAGUGUCUGGAGCUAAACCGAGCCGAGCAGAACAGCGCUGAAAGAGAGAGGGAAAUCAGCCGCAAGGAGAGAGAUAUGGAGCAGCUGAAAAAAGAGAACCAGGAUCUAAAGACCCGUUUGACAGAAGAGAUCACCCGCAUACGAUCUACCGUCACAGUUCACGGCUCAGAGGAGAGGAUACCCUGUGAACUGCAGGUUCUUCUUAGGAUGAAAGACAACGAGAUCGAGUACUUACACAAAGAGAUCAGCUGUCUGAGGAACGAGCUGCAGUUUCUUAACUUGGAAAAGCAACUGGCCUGCGAUCGAUACACCGAGGUGCACGAAGAGCUGAGCGGGAUGAAAGGCCGAAACGAGCGAGAGAUCCAGAGCCUUAAAGAGCACUUAAAGCUGGCGAUGGCUGCUCUGCAGGAGGGGCAGAAGCUGGGGAACAGCCUGGACCACUGAGAGGCUGCUGCUGGUACUAACGCUCUGGCAGGUGUGUCGCCGCUUCAUUGGAAGAGAGAUUUGGAGAUAAGUGUUGUUUCCAGCUGUGGGGACCUUCAUCAUGCCUUCGUUUUCAAUCAUUCUGCCAACGAGCAGCGUAGAGUAGCCGUUAGCUGGUUUCAUUACACUGGGCCACACCUGAUAUAUAAAACUGCACUUUUAAUUAUUUUUAUUUUAGCUUUUUGCUUUUGUGAGUGCAAGCGUGUAUGAGUGUGCAUUUGGUCCAAAAACUGGAAUAUUUGUUGAAUGAUUUUUUUCUUUUUUUUUAUCAGGUAUUGUAGAUAAGAGUUCAUACUGUAUCGGCUUUUGUAGUUGGAUAAGCUUCUCGUUCCCUCAUGUCUGCUGCCUCAGACAGCAGCGGUCAGAAGAGCUACUGUCAUUUCAGUUUCCUGUUGUACAGUUUUUCGCGUUUACCUUGUCAAGAUGACACACUUGUUUUCUUAAGAAAUGGGAGCUUUUCAUUUGCUGUAAUUAUUAUUUUUUUACACAAUUGUUCUCAUGUUCUGUUAUAUUUGUGGAUACGUAUUUUUGGAGAAAAUAUUUAGGGAUUAAAACAGGACAAAACAGCAAAAUUUCUACUUCCUGGCUGAAUUGCAAAUUGUUCUAUGAUAAUGUCGAAGCAAAUUCAGGCUCAGCUUUUUUUUUGGGAUGCUUGUCGAAGCUGUUGGAUGAAUGUUGUCCCGCAUUACAGAUGUCUUCAUUUUUUUGUUUACCACGGUUGAGAACUCAGAAGCUUUAAGUCUCCCCUGAUCUUUAUGGGCAUAUACAGCAUGUGCCACGACGAAUAACAGGUGUUGCAUCAAUGAGCCAAUUUUUUUUGUUGAUAAUGUGUAUUGUGAUAAAAUGACUUAUCUACUUGCCUUUUGAAAACAUUUUCAUAUUUAAUGUACUAUAGAGCCUCGUGUCUUUUCUUUGUAAAUUAUACACAUUUUUUGCAAUCAAUUAAAAAAAGUCCUGCAGUAAAA
This is a messenger RNA of Acanthochromis polyacanthus (spiny chromis), 3064 nucleotides long. It is a transcript of the gene triobpb, whose product is annotated as TRIO and F-actin binding protein b. Gene Ontology annotation, molecular function: actin filament binding. The transcript has 13 exons. NCBI's taxonomy places the organism in Eukaryota, Metazoa, Chordata, Actinopteri, Pomacentridae. Gene Ontology annotation, cellular component: actin cytoskeleton. The coding region runs from base 429 to 2060 and encodes 543 amino acids. The record is from RefSeq and is a predicted model, not a curated record. Gene Ontology annotation, biological process: positive regulation of substrate adhesion-dependent cell spreading; actin filament organization.